Molecule: messenger RNA, 861 nt
Organism: Paramecium pentaurelia
Lineage: Eukaryota; Ciliophora; Oligohymenophorea; Peniculida; Parameciidae
Source: the annotation of a GenBank genome assembly
UAAUGAAUAAAUUUGAAUUGGCCCUCCAAACUUAAUAAGAAUUAUUAAACUAUAUUCUAUCAACAUAAUGGAAAGAUGAUUUAGAGAAAUAACAAUUAGAAGUAAUAUUUUAGAAAGUCUAAGUAUAAUAAUAAAUAUCCUAUUAGACAACUUGUAAUAUUAAAUUAGAAAUAGAUGAAUUCUUUACUAAAGAAAAGUAGGAAUAAUUGAAAUCAUAUAUAUAUGAAAAAUAAUAACAAGUAUUUACAUAAUCAUAAUUUCUUUAAGAUCAGAAAAAUUAAUAAAAAUUUACAGGAAACUCUUAAUAAAUAAGCUUAAGUACGAUAAUCUCCAACAUGUGUAAUUGCUUAAUUACCUCCUAGAUUCAAAAAUAACAAAGAGUCAUACCUAUAAUAAAUGUAAAUAAUAAGAAUAAUAUAUUUUAGUAAUUAUUUCAAAAACAAUUUGAUAGAAUUGAAGAAUUGCCAUUAAAAAUUAUGUUUAGAUAUAGAUAUAAAAUAAUAAAGUGAAACAAUAAAACAAUAAAUAAACUUAUUAUAAAUAGCAGAAAAUUUUAAAUUUGAACUAAAUUGUUUAGAAAGUGAAUUGAUGUAAAAUCGACUUUAUUUAUGUGAAUAAUUUGAUAGUAUAAGAAAAUAAAUAGAAAUUACUAUUGAUGAUAAUUUACUUCAAAAUUUAAUUAGUUAUUGCUCUGCUAUAUCUAAAGGGAAUAUUCUUUUAAAGAAAUAACUUAUUAUUAUAAAAUAAAUAUAUUCAUUUGAUACAAAAGAUUUGUAAUUGAUAGGAAUUUAUUUUUAGUUAUUUAUAAAUGAUGGAAAUGGAUAAGGAAAAUAAAUAAACUAGUUAUUCUCAAGAUACUGA